AUGAACGUGGAUGUUUUCCAGUCAAUGCGGAGACGGUAAGUCAUCUCACAGCCCAGAGAGAGAGAGCGGACGUCGGUAGGUCAUCUCACACCCUAGAUACAUGUCUUUCCUUCACCUAAAUGUCUUCGUGAUCUAUCUAUUGUUUUAUAUUACAGUCUGAAAACUUAUUCACAGUGUUGUGAUGAGAGGAAACCUCAAAUAAUGACUGGACAUUAA
Molecule: messenger RNA, 216 nt
Organism: Diabrotica balteata
Lineage: Eukaryota; Metazoa; Arthropoda; Insecta; Coleoptera; Chrysomelidae
Source: the annotation of a GenBank genome assembly